This is a messenger RNA of Plasmodium gallinaceum, 2616 nucleotides long. RefSeq names its product conserved Plasmodium protein, unknown function. Bases 1 to 2616 code for a protein of 871 amino acids. Lineage: Eukaryota; Apicomplexa; Aconoidasida; Haemosporida; Plasmodiidae. The transcript is spliced from 2 exons. The record is from RefSeq and is a predicted model, not a curated record.
AUGGAGACUUUUGAAUUAAAUAAAAUGAUUAAAGAAAAUGAUGAUUUAAAUAAAUGUUAUGAUUUUAACAAAAAUGAAAAUAAUUCUUAUAAAUCAUUAAAUAUGUUACAUAGAAAUAUGUACAAUACUAGUGGUGUGCAUCAUUUUAAUAAUAAUCUUAAUAAAGACAUUGCAAAUAUUCAAAAUGAAGUUAAAAAAAAGUACAACUUAAAAAAGGAUGUAAUCUUAACUUCAGAUGAUGAUGUUGACGAAGAAAAUUCUAGUUGCACAGAAUGCUUGUCAGAUGAAGAUAAUUCUUAUUAUUCAUUGAAUGAAGGGUAUAAAACUAACUAUAUAAUGGAAUCCUUGUUUGAUAAAAAUGCAUUUGUUUAUUUUAUGGUUCCAUUCAACAAAUAUAAUUAUACUAAUUAUUACACUAACUGGAACAAAAUAAGUUUUAGAAUAUAUGCUUCAUUGAAUUCAGUAACUGAAAAGAAAUUUAAAAAAAGAAAAACAGAUAAUACGAAUAAUAAUUUUAAUAAUCCACUAAUAUCAAUUUUGAAUAAUUUUUUGUAUUUUUUAUUAUUAAGUGAAUUUCUAAGUUUUAAUGAAAUAUUUAAAUUAAUGCCUUUAUGUAAGUCUUCUUACAAAAUUUUCAAUAAAUUUUUUUAUAUUAAUGUUAAUAUUAAUCCUUUUAAGCAAAAUAUUAAAGAUAUUAUCAAUUUUCUAAAAGAAAAUAAAGAAUAUCAAUUUAAUAUUUUAAAAAAAAAAAAUUACGUAAUCAAAAAUAAAGAUAAUUUUUAUGACGAGAACGAAAUAUUAAAUGAUAAUAAAACGGAUACUAACGAUGGUGUUGAAUUAUAUGAAAAUAGUAACUGUGGUAAUAAAGAAACAGAAUCACUGAAUAAAAGAAAUACCAGCUUAAAUGUAUUUUAUGAUAAUAAUAAUAUAAUAAAUAAUAGUAAAGAUGUUUUAAAUAAUGAUAAAGUAGAAAAAAAUACUCAAUAUUAUAAAGAAUGUAACUCAGGAGAAAAUAUAAAUUAUGUGAAGAAAAAUUCAUCUAACAAAGUUUUUUUUACUAACAACAUUAUAAAUAUGAGACAUUUAUUUUGUUUAUAUGAAUUUAUGAGAGUUUAUUUAAGUAAAUACAAUAGAGAAAAAGUUUAUUAUUGUAUUUCUGAUCAAAAGUUUAAGUAUGAUAUAAAUAAAGCCAAUAUUUUUUUUAAAGAUAUAUUUCCAUAUGGUAAUAAAAUAUCUUCUUUUGAAUAUAAAGUGAAAUUAAAAAAACAUAUACAGAGAAGAUGGAAUUUGAAAGGAAAUUACUUACAUGAAAAUUAUUUUCAUCAUAAGUCUAAUCAAUCAAAUGAAUUGGGAAUAUUAAAAUUAAUUGAAAAUGAACAAAGUCAAAUAUAUCCAUCUUUUACAACUUUAGUAACAUUAGAUAAAUUUGGUUGUAUUAAUAUGUGGAAAAUCAAUGAUGUAAAUUCUCUUAUGCCUACCUUCUUAUUUAAAUCACAGUUAUUGAUGCAAGAUAAAAAAACUAUUAAUGCAACAGAUGCAGUUAAUAUAAAAUCAGAUAAUUUUUUAAUAUCAGAUAGUUCUUCUUUAUAUCAUUUUUCUUUAGAAAAUAAGAGUGAAAUUGAAUUGAAAUCAGUAUGCAAUUUAUCAAUACAUAAUGAUAUGGAAAAAAAUAUUAAAAAUAUGAUUAUAACUGACAAUAAUAAAUGUUGUAUUGGUUUAAAUAAGGCAAUAUGUUAUAGGAUAGAUUUAGAAAGAGGAGAAGUAGAAAAUUGUAAAAACUUAAAUGAAGAUUUACAAAAAAUAAAUUGCUUUGAUACAAAUACCAACAUUGUUUUAAGCAAAAAACAUAUAUUAAUUGAUGAUAAAAGGUUGCCAAAUUAUGUUUGUUAUGUAAAUUAUAAUUUGAUAGAUUAUGAAAAUGACAAAAAAUAUUAUAACAGUGAUAAUUUUUUUUAUGAUUGUAAUUUAACUGGUAUAUCAUUAACUUCAUUGAAUUCUAACAACUCUAUUUAUUUAUUCGAUUUAAGAUAUAAAUAUCCUUCAACUUGCUUAUAUUAUGAAAAUGUGGUUACAGAAACAUUUAGUUUAACAAAAAGUGAUAAGCUUAAAUAUUUAAAUGAUUUAAAAACAAAUUAUAAUUCAAGAUAUUAUAUAAAUAACAAAAAGUAUAGUGGUUAUCAUGAUAAUAUUAUUUUAUAUCCAUAUUUUACUGAUAAAAUAGAAAAGACAAAUAUACUUCAAAAAAAUUAUGUAAGAAAUAAAAUAUUAUCAGAUGAAUCGUUUAUUUAUACCAUCAUAAAAGAAAAAAAAAAAGAAUUAGAUAAUCUUCCUUUUUCAUACUUACACAUGUGGAGGUGGUGUGAUAAAAGACAAUUUAAAACGUUCUUUCAUUAUUAUAACAAUUUUAAUUGUAAGAGAAAUUCAGAUCAGAUAAAUUGUUAUUAUAAAAACUUAAUAUUUGAUUCAAUAUAUAAAUUAGAUGAUGCACCAAAUCACCUUUUCAUAACUUAUGAGAAUUCUAAUUAUAUUCAUUCAUUAUUACCACCUUCUUAUGGUUUACAUAUAAAAAGCUCAUUAAAAGAAGUUCCUUUUCAUAUGCAUCCAACAAAUCUUUAA